AUGGAGCUGGGCAGCUGCUUCAAGACCUAUGAGGACUUCAAGGAGUGCUUCAGCGCCUAUAAAAAGGAGAACAGGUGCUCCUUCAUUCUCAGGGACUGCGUCUCCGUCCGCUUCCACAACCUCAACCGUGGCACCUCCAUCCGCGAGGACAUCCUAUAUGUGCAGGUGAAAUUUGUCUGUAUUCAGACCCAAUCAAACACGAAGAGAACACCCAAGGCGGACAUGUGCCCAGCAUACUUGCUUCUGCGGUACAAUGAGAAACUGGAUAGACUGUUUAUCAGUGAACUCAACACCCAGCAUAUACAUGUUGACUCUAAAACUACCGGUCCUGGAGAAGACACUGCUAGCAAUUCUAACAGGACGCUGUGCCUGCAGAACCCCCAGCGUGUGCAGCCCGCAAUCAAAAAAGACCUCGAAACUGCCAAGAAGUCCCCAGUGGAAUCAUCAUUUGGCUUAGGUAAGGUUCAAGCACCCUCCAAGCCAGAGCAGGAGGGCAUCAAGUCUUCUGACCUGACCAAGAUAGCAAAGGUGAUGAAGAACUUUCUUAAGGUCAAUAAGGGUUCCAUGGCCUCCCUCAGUGUGGGCAACAGCCAAGACCUAGACCGGCUCAGCUUUCAGAGCAGCAAGAUGAGUGAUCUGUUCAUCCGCUUCCCAGAAAAUCUCCUGCUGCACCGGGUGGAGAACACCCAGGGCCACAUCCUGUAUGCCUUCUUGGUGGAAAACAAAGAACGAGAAGGUCGAGUAGUACACUUCGCUGUGCUUAAGACUGAGACAACCACCUCCGUGGCCAAGAUGCUGAGUAUCUUCACAGAGUUCAACUCAGAUUGGCCCAAGGUCAAGGUGGUCUUUGUGGACCCGUCCUUCCCUCAUCGAGGCAUCCUGCAGGAAAUCUUCCCUGCUGCCCGUAUCCUCCUUUCCAUCUACCACACAACCCGACUCUUAGAGAAGAAGUUGCAUCAUAGUUCAGCCAAUCCAUCCUUUAAAUGGCUCAUGAAAGAAGCUCUGCGGAAGGCUGUAUUUGUCACUUCUGAUGCCAGCCUGCAAAAUCUCUGUCAGAUGUCCCAAGCCCUACUAGAUGAGGGGCUCUUCAGCUUCCUGCAGACCCACUGGUUCUCCUGUGAACUGCUGUGGUACAUGCAUGUUAGGAAAGGCCUGCAUGCAUGUAACACAUACAUGGACAGCCUAGACGUUGUCACCAGCAAGGUCUCAAGCCUCUUUCGGGAGCAGCAGUCCCUACUGGACUGUAUCCUGCGCUUUGUGGAUUAUAUAGACUUCUUUAAUAUCAAAGGCUUGAAGAACUUGCCCACAGCUCCUCUCAGGUUAAAGAGAGCCCGGCCAGCAAGCAUGCCACCAAAGUCUAAGAAAGCUUUUUCAAUCUGUGGAGAGAGGCUUCUCAGGCUCCCUGUGGAAGAGACAAAGCCAGAGCAGGUGCAGGCCUCCCAGGGUGGCAUGCUGGACACCUUGCAGCAGAGUGGCUCUGCACUGGCCUAUAAGCUGUGCCACAGUGAGUGGGAGGUGGUUCAGAACUCCACGCACUUACUGGACAUUGCUGGCUCCUCAGUGGACAUUCAGCUGCUAGAGGAUUCUCAUCAGGUUAGCAAAGACGGCUGUAGCUGCAGCUGCUCCUUUCAACAGUGGUACCACCUGCCAUGCCGGCAUAUUCUGGCCCUGCUGUACACCAGCCAGAGGCCCGUGGGGGAAGCCAUGGUGUGCCGCCGGUGGCAGAAGAGGUACCAGCACCUCCUUGGGCCCAGUGGGGAGCUCCAGGACCCUGUCGUGCUCCCAAAUACAGGCCAGCCUGGGAAGCAAGGACGGAACAGCAUGAUUCAGGACCUGAGCCGGGAGCUAGCAAACCUGCUAAUGCAGAGCGAGGGGCCAGAGCUGGAGGAACGCUGUUCCACCUUGCGCAAGAUUGUGGACAUCUGGGCUGACCCCUGCCAGCCGCCUGAGCCCAUUCAGCAGCCAGGGGACUUCAAGGAUGUGGGCUGCCUCCCUUUCCUCUGGGGAAAGCAGGAGGAAGGGGAGGGACUCCCUCUUGCUGGAGCCACACUUAGUGAUUGAAGCUCUCAUGCUGGUGCAUUGGGCCACAAACCCCUUUCCUUGUAAAUCUGAGAGCUCAAAGUGGGCAGAGCAUGCUAGGGGUCUGUCUGCAUUUUAAUCAGUCUUCCCAGGUAGGGCUAGGAGGAUUGUUACAAUAGGGAGAAGAGGAUCCCCACGGAGUGACAGUC
Molecule: messenger RNA, 2228 nt
Organism: Manis pentadactyla (Chinese pangolin)
Lineage: Eukaryota; Metazoa; Chordata; Mammalia; Pholidota; Manidae
Gene: ZSWIM3
Product: zinc finger SWIM-type containing 3
Exons: 2
Coding region: 1-2061 (686 amino acids)
Molecular function (GO): zinc ion binding
Source: RefSeq, a predicted model, not a curated record